UCCCUCUGUUUCCCUCAGAAAGCGCGUCGCUCUCGCGGGCGCCAUUUUGAGCGGCCGCCUCGCCUUCUUUCCUCUUUUUUUUUUUUCUUAACCCCCUCCCCCACCCCGUCGCCGUUCUCCGGUUUCUCCUCGGGACCCGCCGGGCGCGCCAUGCAGGCGGGCGUGAAGGUGUUCGUGGGCAACGUUCCUGAGGAGGCUUCGCAGGUAGAGUUGCGCGACCUCUUCGAGGCGGCCGUGCCGGGCGAGGUGCUGAAAGUGGCCCUCAUGAAGCAGUUCGCCUUCGUCCACCUCCGCGACGAGGCGGCGGCCGAGCGCGCCAUCCAGAAACUCAACGGCCACCUGCUGCACUGCCACCGCGUCGUUGUCGAGCUCUCCCGCCCGAGGCCCACCCACACCGUCAAGAUCUUCGUCGGCAACGUCUCGGCCGCCUGUACCAGCGGCGAGCUCCGCGUCCUCUUCCAGGAGUUCGGGCCCGUCGUCGAGUGCGACAUCGUGAAAGACUACGCGUUCGUGCACAUGGAGAAAGACGAGGAUGCUAAAACCGCCAUUGAACACCUUAACGGAAGAGAAAUCAAGGGGAAAAGGAUUAACGUGGAACUUUCCAAUAAAACUCAUAAAAGGGGGAUUGCAGGAUACAUUGGCCAGUUCGGCGGAGAUGAAAAGAACAAAAUACCAACUUUAGAGAAUCUGCAGACCAGGAAUGAUGGCAUGAGAUCCAGUAACCUUGCCUUCUCAAUGGGGAAUCCGGGUUAUUCUUCACUUGACUAUGACUAUCAGCAGCGGAUGAACAAUAACACCAAAUUUGACUCGAAUGGCCAAGCCAGGCAGAUCUCCCCUUCUUUCUUCAGAAGGGACAGGAGCCCACUAAGACGCUCGCCCACGAGAGCAGGUUACUCGCUUCCCAUGACCGGCCAGCAAGCUUCCUACAGAGACCAGCCUGCAGCAUCACUUGGGAUGGCCUACAGGCCUCAACCUACCACUGGGCAGGCGGCCAUGUACCGAGCCCAGCCCUCGACCAUGCUGGCAAAUGCAUACAGAGCCCAGUCCUCUGUUGCCAUGGGACCCUCCAAUACUCAGGCGGCGGCAGCGGCGGCAGCCUAUAACACUCAAACCUACGGAACCCAGGCCACUGCUUCCCAAGUUGCCACUUACGAAGCCCAGCCCUCCACAACGUAUGCCGCCGCCGCUGCUGCUUAUGGGGCCCAAACCGCUGCCUCCUACGCUGCCUCCUACGGGGCCCAAGCAACUGCUCUCUCCGCCUCUUACGGAGCCCAGCCGGCAGCCAACCAGUCAGCCUUGUACGCAGCUCACACUCUAUCAGCCCAGCCUGCGUCCUAUGGAGUCCAGCCUGCUGUGGGCCAUGCUGCUUCCUAUGGGGCUCAGGCUUCGUCUGCGAUACAAUCUGCUUAUGGGACCCAGUCUGCAGCCAACCUGGCAGCUGCUUACGGCAUGCAGGAUGCUGCUGCGGCGGUGGCGGCUGCUUACAAAACGCAGCUUUCUGCUUCGUUGCCCACGGCCUACAGAGCCCCAGCAGAAGCAGCCUACGCAGUCCAGCAGUCUGCUUCGGCCCCCGUAGCAGCAGGGUAUAGGUCUCAGGCUGCAGCCUACAAUGGGUUGGCCCAGACCGGGCAGCAGGCAGCUUCCUAUGCGGGAAUGUCCCAGGCAGAAAGUGCCGUUCUCCACCCACUCUAUGAACGCACACGCCUCUCCCCACCACGCGGAAGCCGUGAGGAUCUCUACAGAAAAGCGGCUGCCAUGAACAAGAGGUACAGUUCUGAUCUCUCAGAUGACCGCCGUUUAUCUGACUUCUCUGAUUUCCGCCGCUUAUCCGACUCCCCCCAUGCGUACCGCCACUCGCCAACAAAAGCUCAACUGGAUUAUCGCCGCCUCCCUGAAAUGCAGUCUGAUGCCCGUUACGCAGGUGCCUAUAGCGAUUACUUGCGUAACGCACAACUGCAGCUGCAUGCUAGUUACCAGCGCCGUCUGUAGAGGAAAUUCCCCGCCUUCUGGGGUGGGAUUCUGUUGCCGUGGCCUCCGCCGUUGUAACCCGUAGACCAUAAUCCCAACUGCUGCGUCCUCAGUCAGCAGUUCGAUUUCAGAAGAUCCUUUUAGUCCUGACAUUUCUUGAUCAUGGGUGCCCUAGGCCACUUUAGCUCUUUAACGUUUCUUUGGUUGUUGUUGUUCUUCCUUACGCCAUGUAAAGGGUGUGCUAUUAGUUGAGUUGUAUGUGCUGCCCCAAGGUGAACCAUUUUAUUUUAAAAAAAUCUUUUGGGUGAUUCCCUUAACCUUGGCACUCUGUUUGGCCUCCGGAGCAUCGUACAUUGGUGCACACUGGACCUCUUAAAACCAAAGUAUGGCGUGGGUGGGGGGGUAGUUUCGCACCAAGAACGAUGAUCGCUUCAGCUUCAUCUGUCUGGCCUUUUCUCGAGAUCCUGCCCAAUGAGAAAACAAUUCCACCUGGUUAACCUUCAUUUAAUGAUGUGAGAAUCACCUUUUCAAAUCGGCUCAGUUGCUUUUAUGUAACGGCAUCCUUCCUUGAUUUAUGACAGCCUAGGCUGGCAGGUAAACCUUAUGUUAGAAGUGAGUUUAGGUAACUUUUUUUUUUUUUUUUUUUGGUACCACUGUAAAUAAAAUGGACUCGGACAUUUUAGACCACCCAGUUGUGUUAUGAUUUUGGUGUGCGUUUGUGUAUGUGCGCAAGUUCCCAUUCGUUCACCCUUAUCUUUCUUUCAUCGGUAUCUCUGUAAAACCAGCCUCGCCCAGCUUUGUCCCACUGGAGGGUUUAUCCUGUGGCUCCUAUCAUUCCCAACCAUUUUCCCCAUACGGGUUGUGGGUCAAGACGUCGGUGAUCCAGAAUCGCUGACCGGGGCUUAGUCUUGGAAUGAGUGCUCUAAAACAAGGGUGUGAAAGUCCAGCCCUGGGGGCCGAAUCCGGCCCAUGGGAUGCUUAGUUCCGGCCUGUGGGGCUGCUCUGGAAACAGCGAAGGACUGGCCCGUGGUGCCUCUGCCAGCAAAAACAGAGCUGGGAAGGGCGCAUGCUCCAUUUUUGCUGGCAGAGGGUUGCAGGGAAGCCGUCCUAGCUGAAAGCAGCUCACAAGGGCCACACGCACCUAAACAUUCUCCCCUCCCCCACUCCAUUUUCGGUGGCUGAGGGUUGCAGGAGGCCAUCCCAGCCAAAAAUAGAGCUCAGGAGCCCGUUUUCACUGGCAGAGCGCUCGGGCCACCACAAGCACCCCCCACCCCCCGACAUGAGUGAUGUCAAGCUGGCCACCCCUACCCUGGCCACGCCCAUCCCGGCCCCCUGAGGUCAAACACAACCUUGAUGCGGCCCUCAAUGAAAUCAGGUUUGAGACCCCUGCUCUAAAACAUUCCCAUGGAGGACUUAAUUCUGCCUGGGGGUCCUGAAAAUGCAGACCAGACGUCUCAAACUCAUUUGAAUUCCUAAAGAUCCAGCUUUCCUGCUCUUAAGUACCUAGCAUUAAUAGAACCGGAGUUACCUUUCCAUAGGUGAGGAACUCGGUGCACCUACAGCAUUAAAAGACAAGUUGUAGUUGCUAAGCCUUGUGUAAUACAGUACAGGUAGUCCUCGACUUAGGACCACAGUUGAGCCCAAAAUUCAUGUUGCUAAGCAAGAUAUUUGUUAACUGAGUUUUGCCCCAGUUUACAACUUUUCUCGCCACAUUCGUUAAGGAAACCACUGCCAUUUUUAAGUUAGUAACGGUUGUUAAGUGAGUCUGGCCUGCCCAUUGACUUGGCUUGUCAGAACGUCGUAAAAGGGAAUCACAUGACUCCAGGACAUUGCAACUCAUAAAUACGAGUCAGUUGCCAAACAUCUGAAUUUUGAUCGCGUGACCAUGAGAAUGCUGCAACGGUCCUAAGUGUGAAAAAAUGGCCACAAGUCACUUUUUUCAGUGCCCUUGUAUCUUUAAACGGUCACUAAAUGAACUGUUGUAAGUCGAGGACUGCCUGUAGCUGCGUGCACAAAGCUCUGUCCACCCGUUGUGUUCUAGAGAUAAAUGAACAUUUUCUUUUAGUCCCAUUGGGACCUCCAAGCUGUCUAUUUGUAUAAAAAAACACAGGCAAUGUAGCAUCUCUUUGGUGUGAUGCAAGAUGAGUUCUCAAGAUAGGAAGAAAGAGAAGUGUGCAGAUGUGACACUGGAAGCCGGGAAUAGUUUUGUUUAAGGUGAGCUAUUGUGAUUCCUGGCAACUCACUGUGCAAGUGUGUUGUGGCCUGUCAGCCACCGAUCCCUCCAGCAGCCGAAUCGAGGAGGAGGAGGAGGAGGCGUGGGAGUCGGGGUCAGCAUCAAGGCAACCUGAGUGCUUCGAGGGGGAAGAGGUAAUGGAGCUGUCACAGAGCGAUAGAGAGAGAGGCGGAGCCUGGGCCAUCCGUCAGCCCUCAGAUGGAGAGUCAACAGCCCCCAGGUCUGGAGGUGGCUGAUGAAGAGGAGGAGGAACAGCUGGGUCCAGUGCCUGAUGCAAGCAAGCAAAGGAGAGGAGAGGAGUGGAAAUCUAUGAGCCAGUCCUCAGGAAGGAAGAGCCACCGCUGCUAGCGAUGCCCCACCCUAGCUCUGGGGAUAAAAGGCAGGGGGCGGAGAUGAAUAGGUGUGGCCGACAACUAAUCAUCUCCCAUAUGGACAGACUUGUUAUCCUGUGGUAAGAGAGAAACUUUUUGCCGGGGCUGCUGGCGCUCCUAAUCUUGAGUUCACGUAAGAGGGUUUGUCGUGUUUGGGGAGCUGGGUCAGAACAGAGUAACAAAGGUUGCUUUUUCCCCCAAACCAAUGCUUGGUUUAUUUAUUGUGCUAGACUGUGGCUUAUUCAGCCAUGGUUUAAUAGCCAGGCUUCUAAUACACAUCAGUCAGAUCAAUUGAGUAUAGAUUCGUAAUCAGUCACAUCCAUGAAUUUCACUUUAAUUCAGCCUCAACAAGAGCUACCUCAGGACUCCAAACUAAUUGAAGAUUAAAGAAACUGGUUCCUGUUGCAAUAAAAAAAUAAAUCCAGGAGUUUGGGUCCUGAAGGACCCUGACUUUGGGUUCUCCUUUAUAACAAGGUUAGAAGUAGGAAGACUUGAUGGUUCAAUACUCCCAGUUAAAAGAACGUUUUCCUUUCAACACAAUCGUUUUUCUGCAUUUCUCCACUAUGAAAGACUGCAUUGGCAACGAGAGACAUUUGAGCAGUAAAAAUAAAUUUAAAAUUGGGAAAGGCUGAUGCACUGUAGCACCUCGACAUUUAAAUACUGCAAGGUAUUUGGAUAAGGAACUUGAUCCUGGCACUUUAAAUUUGAUUAUUAUUAUUAUUAUUUUUGUUACCGUUCAACUUAGCCGGUGUUGUUUCUUGGCAAGGUUUUUGUGGAUUCUUACGGCAUUGUAAUACGGAUCCUGUUAAUUCAUCCCUGCUUAAAAAUCAGUUAACGUUGAUAAGUACUUAAUUGUGUCUGGGUGUUUUUUUUUUCCUUAUAGUAUGUAAAAAAAAACUUUAUUUGCUUCUGAGAGUUGGGCCAUUCCUGCCUGAUCCACUGGACUUGAGAGUACAAAUAGUCCUUGACUUACGACCUCAAUUGAACCCAAAAUUUAUGUUGCUAAGCGAGACAUUUGUUAAGUGACACUUGUCCCCUUUAACGACUUUGCCACUUUGCCAUGAUUAUUAAGUGAAUCGCUGCAGUUGUUAAAAGUCAGGAAUCAAGCUUCCCCGUUGACUUUGCGUGUCAGAAAGUCACAAAUGUUGAUCACAUGACCCCAGGAUACUGCAAUCAUCAUAAAUAGGAAUCAGUUGCCAAACGGGCUGAAUUUGAAUCGCGUGACCAGGAGGAUGCUGCGGCUGUCAUAAGUCAUUUUUUCCAUGCCAUCGUAACUUCAGACUGUCACUAAAUGAACUGUUGAAAGUCAAGGACUACCUGUAUAGUCUCCAAGUCUAAAAAAAAUUGUGCUGUUGGUUGUAUAGGCUGACUAGCCAGAAAAAAACAUUUAUGACUUGCUUUAAUUUUGGUCACCGUAUUACAAAAAAGAUAAGACUUGGGGGGGGGGGGAAAGCAUAAAGAAGAGCAACUAAGAUGAUCAAAGGCCUGGAGACUAAAACAUGAACAACUGCUGCAGGAUUUGGGUUUGGCUAGUCUAAAGAAAAGAAGAAUUAGGGGUGACAUGAUAGCAGUCUCCCAAUUAUUGAGGGACUGCCAGAAAGGAGGGGGUCAACUUAUUUUCCAAAGAACCAGAAGGCAGGACAAAAAACAAUGGAUGGAAACUAAUCAAGGAGAGAAGCAACCUGGAAUAAGGAGAAACUUCCCGACAGAGAGGACAAUUAACCAGUGGAACAGCUUGCCACCAGAAGUUGUAGGUGCUCCAUCACUGGAGGUUUUUAAGAACAGACUGGACAGUUACUUGUCUGAAAUAGUGUAGAUUCUCCUGCUUGAGCAGGGGGCUGGACUAGAAGACCUCCAAGGUCCCUUCCAGCUCAUUCAUUCUACUCUUAAUUUCAACAACCCCAGAAGAGUUGAUUAUUAACCAGUCCAUUUUAGUGCUGCUCGUUGCAUGAGUCCUGUUCCUUCCAAACGGCAACGGGGGCUCAAAGCUACAAAAUCAACUGUUGAUCCAUGAAGAUGCUUUAAGAUUUUGUCCAUGAAUUCCUGUGCAUCUCACUGGACAGAAGGGGAAUCCUGGAGAAGAAUAAGGCACAAA
This is a messenger RNA of Ahaetulla prasina, 6667 nucleotides long. Its product is annotated as RNA-binding protein 14-like. The transcript is spliced from 3 exons. Gene Ontology annotation, molecular function: mRNA binding. The coding region runs from base 151 to 1989 and encodes 612 amino acids. The record is from RefSeq and is a predicted model, not a curated record. Gene Ontology annotation, cellular component: nuclear speck. NCBI's taxonomy places the organism in Eukaryota, Metazoa, Chordata, Lepidosauria, Squamata, Colubridae. Gene Ontology annotation, biological process: mRNA splicing, via spliceosome.